Symbiodinium sp. CCMP2592 is the source of this 741-nucleotide messenger RNA. Lineage: Eukaryota; Dinophyceae; Suessiales; Symbiodiniaceae. The record is from the annotation of a GenBank genome assembly.
AUGUUCUUGGUCGAGAAUGGAUAUUUCGGCUGCACCGAGACCAUAAGCUUCGAGAAAUUGCUCGUCAUUGCUUUUCGUGAUUUCAAAGCAUUCCAACGCCACUCUGGUCAGAAGUGCUCGCAAACCAAGUUUGUGCCGAGGUUCGUUUGGAAGCCUGAAACCCAUGGGGCUCACAUGGGCCAUAAGGGUCACAAUGGCAAGGUCAUCGCAUACUGGCUGGCAGACUGCAUGCAAAAGGCAGUGGGACGAUCUACUGCACCCGGUCGCGAAGUUUGCCAAUGGCUAUGUGAAACAAACGACUGGCCAAGUGAUGAGCGACUGGAGCUCAUUGCAGUGACGAUGCAAACACUAUGUGCUUGGUUUCGAGAAGUGGAGCGGCACGGCCGGUACCUGACUGCCGAAGCAGCUGAUGCAAUCUAUGGGCAUGGCAUGAAGUACCUCCGCUAUCACCUCGUUCUGUGUAAGAUUUCCAUGAGGAUGAUGAAGUUGCAUUGGCACAUCCGGCCCAAGAUGCAUGCUUUCCAUCACCAGAUGAGAGAUGCUGUAACACGGAGAUUGAACCCUCGACACCACCACACAUUCCGUGAAGAAGAUGCAAUGCGAUGGCUCAAAGGUGUCGCUCAACGAUCUGACAAAAAGAAUCUGGAGCGGUCGAUACUGAAAUACAGCAGGUAUCGUCUCUUGUCGAUGCACCGAAGAAUGCAUCUCUUGAACAGACUUGCUAGAAAGCGGAACCGCUGA